Nymphaea colorata (pocket water lily) is the source of this 2736-nucleotide messenger RNA. Its product is annotated as AAA-ATPase At3g50940-like. The transcript has a single exon. The record is from RefSeq and is a predicted model, not a curated record. Bases 1016 to 2527 code for a protein of 503 amino acids. Lineage: Eukaryota; Viridiplantae; Streptophyta; Magnoliopsida; Nymphaeales; Nymphaeaceae. Gene Ontology annotation, molecular function: ATP binding; ATP hydrolysis activity.
UUUGGACAUUACAUAUGGUGUGCAUGGACAGGAGUGUGCACGUAAUGUGCAUGUAACCACCUUCGCUGAAACUAUAUCAGUGCAAAACAAAAAGGUAAUGCAAGAAGAACUAUACCCGAUAUCAUGCCUUCAUUGUGAUGAAAGAAAAGGUUGAACUUAGAGUGCGUUAUGCAGCAAGUUUCAGGUUUAAUUUGUGGGGGCUAUAUAUUUUUGUACUGUAAGAAGGUAGAUCCGGAUCUACCUGCAUGUAGACAUCUCGCCACCUGAUACCAAAGGCCGGCCACCUGAAAGAAAGAGGGCUUUGUUCUAGCCAGGCGAUAUAAUUAGUCCUCCGGCUCACCCGAAAAGCUGUCAACAGCAAGGAGUAAAUUGCGACAAUUCACACUUAAGUGAUUGGGCCUCAAGACAGAUGAUCAUUGAGACUACGCCUGCUUUCACCGGAAAAAUGCGGAGACCAAGACUAACACUAAAGCUACAGAUGGAGCAAGUGUAAAGUGGGGACGAUCAUGACUAUGGAAGCUAACAGGAAGUUUACCAAGUUCAUGACCAACCAUUGUGCCAAUCUUCUUCCUGCUGAAUUUGGACUUGAAUUUUGACUUGGAGCGGUGAGCGGAAGAGGGCAUCUUCCUUCUUUGUCACGUAGUGAGUCAACUGGUCUCUCUAACUGCUCUCCACAUCCCCAAGUAACGUAAGUUCCAAGCGAACUCCAAAGUCCACACAUUGAAAACUUUCUGUGAAAAAAAUUUCUUUGAAGAAAACUCGCGAACUCCAAAGUCCACACAAACCCACACUUUGAGAACUUUCUGUGAAAAAUUUUCUUUGAAGAAAACUCGAAUACCUCUCAGAGGCCACGAAAAAUACUUGAAUUGAAUCUUUUGACGGCAUUGAUGGGAAGAAAUUUCCCUACUCUUGCAUGCUUAUACUAUAAAGCAGAGCAAGGAAACCAUCGAUCUCUCCACACAAACUCCUUUCUUCUUCAGUAGAGACUAGAGAGAACAAGAGAGAGAGAGAGAGUAUGGCGUCCUCCAACGCAGCAACGAUCUCCAAGAUUGCCUCCGUCGCCGCUUCCGCCAUGCUCGUCCGCAGCAUCGUCAACGACUUCCUCCCUCCCCACUUCCACCACUUCCUCCUCUCCCGCUUCUGCAACAUCUUCUCCCGCUUCUCCUCCCGCCUCUCCAUGGUGGUCGAGGAGUAUAAUGAGUUCGCGGUGAACAGGCUCUACGAGGCCGCGGAAGUCUAUCUCUCCACCAGGAUCUCUCCCUCCAACACCCGACUGAAAGUCGGCAAGCAGGACAGGGAGAAAGGGUUCCUGGUUACUAUGGACAGGGGCGAAGAGAUUGUCGACGUCUUCGAUGGGUUCAAGAUAACGUGGAGAUUCGUCCGCACAGAGACAGAGAAGAGGGUUCCCAACAGCCAUGGCGGCUCUUCCAUGAAGGAAAAUCGCUACUUCGAGCUCUCCUUCGACAAGAUUCACAGGGACAAGGUGUUGAGCUCGUACUUCCCUCACAUACUGGACAGAGCCAAGGCCAUAAAGGACGAGAACACCCCAGUUAAGAUCUUCACUCUGAGCGAGAGAUAUAGGUUUGGCGACCCCAAUGGACUCUGGAGCUCGGUGGUGCUUGACCACCCUUCGACUUUCGAGACGUUGGCAAUGGAGGAAUCCCAAAAGGCAGCCAUCAUGAAGGAUCUGAAGAAAUUUAUGGAGAGAAAGCAGCUGUACAGAAAGGUCGGCAAGGCCUGGAAGCGGGGGUACCUGCUUUACGGGCCUCCAGGCACCGGCAAAUCGAGCUUGAUCGGCGCCAUGGCCAAUUUCCUCAACUUUGACAUCUAUGACCUUGAGCUCACCGACGUCCGCCGCAAUUCUGACCUCAGAAACCUGCUCAUGGCGACGUCCAACAGAUCUAUGCUCGUAAUUGAAGACAUUGAUUGCACGAAGGAGUUGAAGAACCGGGAGGGAUCAGGUGAUCAGGCUGUUGUUCCUUCGAGAUGGGGUGAGUUUGGUGACAAGGAGGUGACGCUCUCAGGGUUCUUGAAUUUUAUCGAUGGACUGUGGUCUAGCUGUGGGGACGAGAGAGUAAUCGUCUUCACUACCAACCACAAGGAGAAGCUCGAUCCUGCUCUGCUGAGGCCAGGACGUAUGGAUAUGCACAUCCACAUGGGCUACUGCAGCUUCUCUGGUUUCAGAAUUAUGGCUUCCAACUACUUGGGCAUCCAUGACCACCCAUUGUUUGUACAUGUAAAGGAUAUUAUGCAGAAGUUGCAGAUCACACCAGCCGAAAUUGGAGAGGUAUUCAUGAGAAGUGAACUUGACAAUCCCACGGUUGCCCUUCAGGGUGUAAUCGAUGCUCUGCAGGGCAAAGAGAAGGAGAAAGAAGAAGAAAAGGAGAAGGAGAAGGAGAAGAAGGAAGAUGAUGAGCCAGUGGAGGUCAAAGAAAGUGCAGGUGACAGUAAAGAAGAAGAUGAGAAAACAGGGGAAGAGAAGAAACUCAGUGGAGGAGCAAUAAGAUUCCUUCGCACCGCAUUUUAAACUGCCAUUUCUGUGAAUAAAUGAUCGAAAGGUAGAUGACUACAUUACAUGAUUAAUCGAGAGGCAUCAAGUCUCAAUGAGAAACUUGUAUUCCCCCAGCGAAUAGAAAUACUAAACCAUGGCUUAGUCAAGUUCUUCUCUGCGAUUGCUGAUCUCUCAACGUUGUGAAUUGUGAUUUCUUGUUAGUAGAAACUGUUUCUUUCCUUUUU